AUGGCGGACACAACACAGGUAGGGCAAGUAGCUAAGGAGAUGAAAAAGUAUUGGAUUAUAGUGGUAGGGAUAAGUGAGACCAAGUGGAAAGGGACGGGAUGAGUAACACUGCAGAGUGGAGAGAAGGUGGUGUACGUAGGAAAUGAUGAGGCACAACAGGGUGGAGUAGCCAUCAUGAAGAGUAUGACGGCAAAGGGGGGCUUGAUGCAAUCGAUGCCAAUUAGCAAAAUGAUUAUUACAGCACCAUACUACUACUGACGGUGGUACAAACAUAUGCCCCAAUAAAUGAUAGAAUGCAUGAGCAAAAGAAUGAAUCGUACAAUGAGCUACAGGACACUAUUUCAGACUCCAAGAGAAAUGAUGUGAUUGUGGUGAUGGGAAAUUUGAAACGAUUCCAUGCGUUGUUGUUAUGGUUAUCUUUCCUUCACUACGCCUGCAAACCGUGACCAAAAUACUUACUAUCACCUCUCUCCUAUACACUGAAGACAUCACGUUUACCCAAGUAGUAUUGAGGAACACAACUCCCUAAUAAAGACAACCAUAAGCUUACCUGUAGGUCACUAGGUAAACCAGACUCACCAUGUUCUAAUGAAUGGAAACAUGAGAACAUCUAUUUAGACACCAGAGUAAUGAGAGGAACAGUAUACAGUACCAUUACCUUGUGACAACAAGGAUCUGUCUAAAGUUGGCAAGAGCUGAGGAGAGGAACAACGUAAGGGAAAGGUUUGACGUAAGUAAACUGCCUAGUGAAGAGAUCAAGAGGAAGCACAACACUGAGGUGAGGAACAGGUUUGGAGCUUUAGGAGACAUAGAUGAUCCGGAGGAAGAACACCAUAUGAUUUUUGCAACAUACAGAGAUGGAGCAAAGAGAGUCUUGGGGUGGUGAAAGAAACUUAGUAGGCCAUGGACAGGAAGCAAAAGAUGGGAAAAAUCAAGGAGAGAAAAGAGGCAAAAUUGAAGUUGGAGGGUGAAAGAUUGGAAGGACUGAAAGAGAGAAGAAGCGAGGGGUAUAGUGUGAAGAACGACAAAUGAAACGAAAAGCUAGGAAGGAUAAGAAAAGAUGGUAGAGAAGAGGGCAGCAGCAGCAGUAAAGACCGCUGAGAAUGGUAGAAACAAGGAGCUAUACAGCAUAACUAAUUAGAUAACUGGAGAAAGGAAGAAACAAGCAAUAGGUGUUGAGGAUAAAAGAGGGGUGCUUAGGACUGAAACAAAAGAAAGACUGCAGAGAUGGGCGGAGCACUUUAGUGAAAUAUUAAACAAAGAUGACCCCACGAAUCCUGUGGAAGAGGAUGGGAUAGUAGAAUCGGAAGACAUUAAGGAAAUAGGUCUAGAAAGAUGGCGAUCACAAGAGGUCAAGGAUGCGUUGAAGAGGACAAAUCCAGGGAAAGUGGGCUGGAGUACAUAACGUGUGUCCGUAAUUAUUGAGAGCUGACAUGAAGACAUUGCAAGUAGGCUGACUUGUUGUUACAACAGGCUUUGGGAAACUGAGAGGUGGCGGAAAGUGUGGAAGAAGAGACUUGACUUAACGUAUUUAAGAAAGGUAGCUUGCACGAAUGCAACAACUGUAGAGGAGUGACUUUUGUACUUGUCAUUAGUAAGAUAUCCUGUGGGAUGCGGUUGGGGCGGAUCAAGAAAGGCAUAGACAGGAAACUUCGAAAAGAGCAGGCUGGGUUUUGACCGAAGAGAAAUACAGCUGAACAGAUCUUUAUAGUUAAAAUCAUCUUAGGGCAGGCAAAUGAGUCGAGGGACGGUCUGUAUGCGCACUUUGUUUUACACUUUGAAAAAGCCUUUGACUCUGUACAGAGUUAAGGAUUAUGGAAUAUCAUGAGAAGUUAUGGGAUACCAGACAAGACGGUAAGAGUAGUAGCAGUAAUAUACGUGGGCUUUGAGUGCACAGUUGUCGACGGGAGUGUAACAUCUGACUGGUUUAUGAUCAAGUCUGGGGGAAAACAGGGGUGCGUGAUGUCAAGAUUCUAAGCCAUAGUGUGGUUGGAUGGAGUCAUGAGGAAGGCAACAGCAGACAAGAGAAGAGGGAUAAGGUGGAAUUUCACAGGUGUGCUGGAGGACCAUGAUUUCGCAGAUGACAUUGCACUUCUGUCAUCUACAUUCAAGGACUUGCAUGAAAAGACUGGGAGAUUGGCAGAGAAAGCAGCCAGAGUAGGACUCAAACUUUAUGCAACAAAGUGCAAGACACUAUGGACUGGGUGUGCUAGUAGAAGGGAGAAUAUUGUGGUGCAUGGCGAAGAGGUGGAUGACGUUGAGGAGUUGCGGCGAAGAAGGUGCAACUGGCUAGGUCACAUACUAAAGAGUGAGGGUGAGAACGACUGCUUUACAGCAUUAGGAUUGGCUCCUAAAGGUCUAAGGACGAGAGGAAGACCAAAAACUACUUGAAAAAGGACAGUCGGGAAAUAAAUCUGGGUGGAAGAGCUGGGAAGUAGAAAAAGCGGUUGCACAAGACAGAAAGGUUGGUCAGACAGCAUGGAGAAACCAGAAGAGUUGAUAAGGACACAACACUGGCUGGGGGUGUUGCUGCUGGGGCUGCAAUGAUGCUCUUGGGUCAAAGUCACCUGGAAGCCCAAAGGUCGAUAGGCCCCAUAGUAGCCCCUAAGCGACAGACAGGCAGGGCAAGUAGCUAAGGAGAUGAAAGAGUAUGGGUUUCGAGUGCUAGGAAUAACUGAGCCUAGGUGGAAAGGGACCGGAUCAGCAACACUGCAGAGUGGAGAGAAGGUGGUGUACCUAGAAAAUGAUAAGAUACAACGGGAAGGAGUAGCCAUCAUGAAGAGUGGGAGGGCAAAGGGAGCCUUGAUGGAAUCAACGCCAAUCAGCAAAAUGAUCAUUACAGCAUACUACUACUCAAAGUACAGAAAAGUGACGGUAGUACAACCAUAUGCACCAAUAAAUGAUGCAAUGGAUGAGCAAAAGAAUGAAUCCUACAACCAGCUGCAGGACACUAUUUCAGACUGCAACAGACAUGAUCUGAUUGUGGUGAUGGGAGAUUUGAAUGCUAAGGUACGCAACAACAAUACCAAUAGAAAGGAAGUGAUGCGGACGUUUGGCACUGGUUUUAUGAAUGAUAGUGGAGAGAGGAUAUGUGACUUCUGUAGUGCAAAUGGGUUCAUCAUAACUGGAACAAACUUCCCUCAUAAAGACAUCCAUAAGCUUACCUGGGGGUCACCAGANUUCUCAAACUCAUUAAUAAUUCAUUAAGAAAAUACAAAGGAAAUUAAUGUUUAAUGAGUGUUUGGAAAUCGGAUGAAACACUGCUUAGUAUUUGCAUCCUUAAUUUCUCCUUCAAAAAUGAUUUUGUUUGAGAAGAAAUAUCAAACAUUCGACACAGUGUUUCAUCACCAGAUGAAACACCUCGAAGUUCGUCAAAAAUACUCCGCUGCGCGUCGUAUUUUCAACUCUCUUCUCGGUGUUUCAUCUGGUGAUGAAACACUGCAUCUCAUGUUUGAUAUAUUACUUCAAACACCAGCGUAAUGAGAGGAACAGACGUAUACAGUGACCAUUACCUUGUGAAAACGAGGAUCUGUCUAAAGUUGGCAAGAGCUGAGGGGAGGAAGAACGUAAGGGAAAGGUUUGACGUAAGUAAACUGCAAAGUGAAAAGAUCAGGAGGAAGCACAACAAUGAGGUAAGGAAUAGGUUUGAAGCUUUAGGAGACGUAGAUGAUCCGGAGGAAGAACACGAUAUGAGUUUGGCAACGUAA
Molecule: messenger RNA, 3707 nt
Organism: Porites evermanni
Lineage: Eukaryota; Metazoa; Cnidaria; Anthozoa; Scleractinia; Poritidae
Source: the annotation of a GenBank genome assembly